Messenger RNA from Bufo bufo (common toad), 1897 nucleotides. RefSeq names its product excitatory amino acid transporter 2-like. Gene Ontology annotation, biological process: L-glutamate transmembrane transport. Lineage: Eukaryota; Metazoa; Chordata; Amphibia; Anura; Bufonidae. The transcript is spliced from 11 exons. Gene Ontology annotation, molecular function: glutamate:sodium symporter activity; neutral L-amino acid transmembrane transporter activity; L-glutamate transmembrane transporter activity. Gene Ontology annotation, cellular component: plasma membrane. The record is from RefSeq and is a predicted model, not a curated record. The coding region runs from base 54 to 1724 and encodes 556 amino acids.
AGUGGACUAAGGCAGUUGUGCCCUGGCUGCUGCCGUUGGCUCAUUAACCUAGGAUGACGAAUCACAUUGAAGUUCCCAUUUCUGAUGGACACCAUAUAAGUCUGGAACAGUUUCCGAAACCAUGCUGGACAAAACACUGUAGCUGGCUCAGGCGUAAUCUUCUAUUAAUUUUAACAAUAUGUGGUGUGAUCUUUGGUUCUCUCUUUGGCUGUCUCCUUCGAUUGCUUCCUCCUCUAGAUGGAAAUAUUAUCAUCCUAAUCUCCUUUCCAGGGGAUAUUCUCAUGCGGAUGUUGAAGAUGUUAAUUUUACCGCUAAUUAUCUCCAGCUUGAUUUCUGGUUUGGCUGGCCUUGAUGCAAAGUCUAGUGGAAGGAUGGGCACACGUGCAAUGGUUUAUUAUAUGUCCACUACCAUCUUAGCAGCUUUACUUGGAGUCAUUCUCGUUCUAUCCAUUCACCCUGGCAAUCCUAAACUGAAGAAGCAAGUCAGCAUAUCAACCAAAAAUGAAGAAGUAUCCAGUAUUGAUGCAUUUCUGGACCUCAUCCGUAACCUCUUUCCUGAGAACUUAGUUCAAGCCUGUUUUCAACAGAUACAAACGGUUUCAAAAAAAGUCCCAGCACCCCCUUCACCACUGGAUCUAAUCAGACCUAUUAAUAUUACCGGACUAACGGUUAAUGGAUCUCAAUCAAAUUCUUCUAUAGCUGAAACUUCUGGACCUGUCAUGGUAACCCAAAAGAAGCUAGAGUUUAAAGGAGGGAUGAAUGUUCUUGGCCUCAUUGGCUUCUUUAUAGCAUUUGGUAUUUCCAUGGGAAAGAUGGGAGACCAGGCUAAGUUAAUGGCUGAUUUCUUUAAUAUACUCAACGAAAUCAUUAUGAGGCUUGUCAGCAUGAUUAUGUGGUACUCACCACUUGGAAUUGCGUCUCUUAUCUGUGGGAAGAUUGCUGCCAUCAAAGACCUAGAAACUGUGGCUCGGCAGCUUGGAAUGUACAUGGUUACAGUAAUUGUGGGCCUAGUAAUUCAUGGAGGCAUGAUUCUACCACUCAUAUUUUUCUCAAUUACCAGGAAAAACCCAUUUAAAUUCUAUGGCGGUAUAUUUCAGGCCUGGAUCACUGCCCUUGGCACAGCCUCUAGUGCUGGCACACUUCCUGUCACUUUCCGUUGCUUGGAAGAGAACCUCAAGAUCGACAAGAGGGUAACACGGUUUGUUCUGCCCAUUGGAGCCACUAUUAACAUGGAUGGCACGGCACUAUAUGAAGCAGUAGCAGCAAUCUUUAUAGCGCAGAUGAAUGAUAUAACUUUGGACGCUGGUCAAAUAGCAACAGUGAGCCUUACAGCAACAUUAGCCAGUGUGGGGGCAGCUAGCAUCCCCAGUGCUGGCCUUGUCACCAUGCUUCUCAUCUUAACAGCUGUAGGACUGCCAACUCAGGACAUCAGCUUGCUGAUUGCAGUGGACUGGUUAUUAGACCGCAUGAGAACCUCGAUUAAUGUAGUUGGUGACUCAUUUGGAGCUGGAAUCAUCUACCAUCUUUCCAAAGCAGAACUUGCUGCAAUUGAUGCAAAACAUGAUGCAAAGGAUGGGACAGACAUGGUCCGACUGCACAUGAUGAACCAUGAAAGUAUAAAGAGGCCAGCUAGUGAGGGUGUCAAUAAUCCACCAUAUUCUGGUUAUGCUUCACUACCUACUGAUGAGUACGAGGUUCAAGUAGAGUCUUCUUUGCAUCUCUAGUUUCCAUCCAUGCCGCACAUGCUAUUCCUUCAGAUAUGUUCUUCAUUAUUUACCAGCGCCAGCCUCAGGUUACCCUGAUUUCCUUAUUAAUAAUAGUACUACUAACCAGUAAGAUAAUAGGUAUGGAAGAUAGUGAUGGAUGAACAUCAGCCAGGACGAUUCUCGAACAGCUU